This is a messenger RNA of Myotis myotis, 4104 nucleotides long. It is a transcript of the gene TMEM63B, whose product is annotated as transmembrane protein 63B. The record is from RefSeq and is a predicted model, not a curated record. The transcript is spliced from 24 exons. Lineage: Eukaryota; Metazoa; Chordata; Mammalia; Chiroptera; Vespertilionidae. Gene Ontology annotation, molecular function: calcium-activated cation channel activity. Gene Ontology annotation, cellular component: plasma membrane. Bases 315 to 2813 code for a protein of 832 amino acids.
GCAGACGCCGCCUCCGAUGAAAUGAGAAACCAGGGAACCCCCGGGAGCCGCGGAGGCACUCCUCGCAUGACAGCGAAAGCAGUGGACUCACUCUCCACACCACAAAGCGCCUGACCGACAAGUCACCAAGUUAUCUCCAGAUCCAAGCUGGGAAGGGGAGCGGGGGCGAGAGAAGCAGACAGACUCGGAGGGACGCGCCGCGCCGGAGGGACCGGCCGAGGACAUCUCGCCAAGGCCUGACCGCAGCCCGCCCCUGCCCGGGCCGCCGGCCCCAAACUCCUGGGAAGCAGGAGGACCAUGCGGCAGUAGCAGCCAUGCUGCCCUUCCUGCUGGCCACACUGGGCAACACGGCCCUCAACAACAGCAACCCCAAGGACUACUGCUACAGCGCCCGCAUCCGCAGCACCGUCCUGCAGGGCCUGCCCUUUGGGGGCGUCCCCACCGUGCUGGCUCUCGACUUCAUGUGCUUCCUAGCAUUGCUGUUCUUGUUCUCCAUCCUCCGGAAGGUAGCCUGGGACUAUGGGCGGCUGGCCUUGGUGACAGAUGCAGACAGGCUCCGGCAGCAGGAGAGGGACCGAGUGGAACAGGAAUAUGUGGCCUCAGCUAUGCACGGGGACAGUCAUGACCGGUAUGAGCGUCUCACGUCUGUCUCCAGCUCCGUCGACUUUGACCAAAGAGACAACGGUUUCUGUUCCUGGCUGACAGCCAUCUUCAGGAUAAAGGAUGAUGAGAUCCGGGACAAGUGCGGGGGCGACGCCGUGCACUACCUGUCCUUCCAGAGGCACAUCAUCGGGCUGCUGGUCGUCGUGGGCGUCCUCUCCGUGGGCAUCGUGCUGCCUGUCAACUUCUCAGGGGACCUGCUGGAGAACAAUGCCUACAGCUUCGGGAGAACCACCAUUGCUAACUUGAAAUCAGGGAACCACCUGCUCUGGCUGCACACCUCCUUCGCCUUCCUGUACCUGCUGCUCACCGUCUACAGCAUGCGCAGACACACGUCCAAGAUGCGCUACAAGGAGGAUGACCUGGUGAAGCGGACUCUCUUCAUCAAUGGAAUCUCCAAAUAUGCAGAGUCAGAAAAGAUCAAGAAGCAUUUUGAGGAGGCCUACCCCAACUGCACGGUCCUGGAAGCCCGCCCAUGUUACAACGUGGCUCGCCUCAUGUUCCUCGACGCAGAGAGGAAGAAGGCUGAGCGGGGAAAGCUGUACUUCACAAACCUCCAGAGCAAAGAUAACGUCCCCACCAUGAUCAACCCCAAGCCCUGCGGCCACCUCUGCUGCUGUGUGGUGCGAGGCUGUGAGCAGGUGGAGGCCAUUGAGUACUACACGAAGCUGGAGCAGAAGCUGAAGGAGGACUACCAGCGGGAGAGGGAGAAGGUGAACGAGAAGCCUCUUGGCAUGGCCUUCGUCACCUUCCACAAUGAGACCAUCACCGCCAUUAUCCUGAAGGAUUUCAACGUGUGUAAAUGCCAGGGCUGCACCUGCCGCGGGGAGCCACGCUCCUCGUCCUGCAGCGAGUCCUUGCACAUCUCCAACUGGACCGUGACCUACGCCCCUGACCCCCAGAACAUCUAUUGGGAGCACCUCUCCAUCCGUGGCUUCAUCUGGUGGCUGCGCUGCCUGGUCAUCAAUGUCAUCCUCUUCAUCCUCCUCUUCUUCCUCACCACCCCGGCCAUCAUCAUCACCACCAUGGACAAGUUCAACGUCACCAAGCCCGUGGAGUACCUCAAUAACCCCAUCAUCACCCAGUUCUUCCCCACCCUGCUGCUGUGGUGCUUCUCCGCCCUGCUCCCCACCAUCGUCUACUACUCUGCCUUCUUCGAAGCCCACUGGACACGCUCCGGGGAGAACAGGACCACCAUGCACAAGUGCUACACCUUCCUCAUCUUCAUGGUGCUGCUCCUGCCCUCGCUGGGACUGAGCAGCCUGGACCUCUUCUUCCGCUGGCUCUUUGACAAGAAAUUCUUGGCUGAGGCAGCUAUUCGGUUUGAGUGCGUGUUCCUGCCCGACAACGGCGCUUUCUUCGUGAACUACGUCAUUGCCUCCGCCUUUAUCGGCAACGCCAUGGACCUGCUGCGCAUCCCAGGCCUGCUCAUGUACAUGAUCCGGCUCUGCCUGGCGCGCUCGGCCGCCGAGAGGCGCAACGUGAAGCGGCAUCAGGCCUACGAGUUCCAGUUUGGCGCAGCCUACGCCUGGAUGAUGUGCGUCUUCACGGUGGUCAUGACCUACAGUAUCACCUGCCCCAUCAUCGUGCCCUUCGGGCUCAUGUACAUGCUGCUGAAGCACCUGGUAGACAGGUACAACCUCUACUACGCCUACCUGCCGGCCAAGCUGGACAAGAAGAUCCACUCGGGGGCUGUGAACCAGGUGGUGGCUGCGCCCAUCCUCUGCCUCUUCUGGCUGCUCUUCUUCUCCACCAUGCGCACGGGGUUCCUAGCCCCCACGUCCAUGUUCACAUUCGUGGUCCUGGUCAUCACCAUUGUCAUCUGUCUCUGCCACGUCUGCUUCGGACACUUCAAAUACCUCAGUGCCCACAACUACAAGAUUGAGCACACAGAGACAGAUACCGCGGACUCCAGAAGCAAUGGACGUCCCCCCACUGUUGCCGCUGUCCCCAAAUCUGCGAAAUACAUCGCUCAGGUGCUGCAGGACUCAGAGGCGGACGGGGAUGGGGAUGGGGGUCCCGGAAGCUCGGGGGACGAGCCCCCGUCCACCUCGUCCCAGGAUGAGGAGCUGCUGAUGCCACCCGAUGGCCUCACGGACACAGACUUCCAGUCUUGCGAGGACAGCCUCAUAGAGAAUGAGAUUCACCAGUAAGGGGAGGGAGGGCCCUGGAGGCCACGCCCUGCCCCACCCACCCACCCCUUCAUGGACACUAAAAAAACGCUAAUAAUUUAUUAGAUCUGAAGCCCCUUCCUCCCCCAUCCCUGCUUUCAUUAAGGUAUUUAAACCUGGGGGUUUGCUGCUCUCCCCCACCACAGAGGGGAGAGAGAGCCCCAACCUCAGUGAGGAGAGCCCCGAGCCGGCCCCGGGGCAGAGGGGUGUGGACACAGUUCCCCCAGAUCAGUGCCCCCGCCCCAGGCUAGUUGUGUGGUCAGAAAAGGGUUAAUGAGAGCCAAGGUGGGUACCUGGUGCCGUGGCUGGAGACGAGGAGUGGGGGGGCGUGCAGGCAGAUCGGGGCAGCCCCAGUUCUGUCCUCCCCGCCACGGCCCCCUGGGAUCUGGCACUCCAGGAAGGUGGAGCCUCAGCCCUGAGGGUUGCAUGAGAGGGGAGGGGGUGCCGAGUGGGAGGAAGAGUCAGGCCUGAACCAGGGGGUGACCUGGGGUGGGGGAUGGGCAUGGCUGACACUGGAAAAUGGGUUUUUGCACUGGUUUUUUUUUUUUUUUUUUCCUUUAAAAUAAAAAUGGAAAGAAAAGCUCCGAGACAGGUGUCCUAUUUGUGCUGCUGUCCUGGACACGUGGCUGGGGGCCAGCCACCCUUCUGUGAGUCUGGAGGAUCUGUUUGGAGUCCCCACAUGACCCUGGGUAGACUUCCUGUGCAGAGACUUCUGGAGGUCUCAGGGGAGGGGCCUGCUGUGCUCACAUUGCCACCCCCCUCCCCUUGCAUCUGCCCACUCUGCCUCCAUCCCUUGCCCUGAGGAACUUGUGGGACCACUCAGACUGAGGGACAGGGACACAGGCCAACAUUCUGAAUCCCCGAGAACCAUACAAAUAGAAUAGAGAUGCAGGGUAGAAAGGCCGUGAAAGGCCGCAAGUGCCAUGCUGGUCUAGGAAGGCUUCCUGGAGGAGGAAGUUCCCAAGAAAGUUGCUUCCAGGAAGGGGCUCAGCAGACCGCGCUGAAAGGGAAGAGGCAAGAAAACAGCGCCGCAGUCGUCAACCAAAUUCUGUCGUCAUGAUUUGUUGUCAUUGUUACACAACUUACUGAGGGGUUAGUAUGUGCCUGGGAUUGUGCUGUAUGGCCAUGACGUGCUGUAAAGCAUUUACUCAGAGACCUUGCUCGAGUCGGGCGUGGGUUUGCUGCAAGGAUUACAUAAUAUGUGUCAAGGGUUCACUUGGCCCAGCACCUGGCACUUACUUAUAAGCACCCAAUAAACAUCAAUUAUAGUUAA